Molecule: messenger RNA, 2962 nt
Organism: Hippocampus comes (tiger tail seahorse)
Lineage: Eukaryota; Metazoa; Chordata; Actinopteri; Syngnathiformes; Syngnathidae
Product: zinc finger BED domain-containing protein 1-like
Exons: 2
Coding region: 102-1967 (621 amino acids)
Molecular function (GO): DNA binding; protein dimerization activity
Source: RefSeq, a predicted model, not a curated record
GCGUGUUUAGGUGGCUACGUUUUGCUCCAGGAAAAUGUUCCCACACGGACUGUAAUUGUCGACGCUUACACUAAUCCGGCGUGUUGCAUUCAGGUGGCUAAAUGGCGGAGUCUCAGCAAGAAACAGCCCAUAAAAGACAGAGAAUGUCGAAAGUGUGGGAUCAUUUCAAACUGAAAAAAGAAGACCGGAAAGUGCAAUGCGUGUACUGCAACGCAGAACUGGCGUUUCACAACAGCACAUCUGUGAUGAUACAACAUCUGAUCCGAAAGCAUCCUGUUAAAGUCAGGUCAACAAGCCUCGCCGAAACAAGCUCAUCUCAGCGGCCAAUGGAUUGCUUUCUUCGCUCAGCUACGUCAUGCACCGCUGAAGAAUCUGCCUUGCUAACCGAGAGCAUUUUGAAAAUGCUGGUCACUGACAUGCGUCCACUGUCCAUGGUGGAAGACGAGGGAUUUAAAAAGAUGAUUUCAGCUUUCAACCCGAAGUACAGCAUGCCAGCAAGACCUCAUUUCAAAAGUCUAAUGGAGAAAAAGCACCAACAAAUAACAGAGAAACUGAAAACGGUCCUUCAGGACACUGAAAGUGUUGCAUUGACUACAGACAUCUGGACUAGUAUGGGCACAGAGAGCUAUCUCAGGGUGGCAUGUCACUUCCUGGGGGAAGACUGGGAGAUGAAGUCCUUCUCUCUAACAACAGUGCCUCUCAAAGAGAAUCACACAGCUGCCAAUAUUGCGGACUGUCUGGAGGAGACCACUGACAAAUUUCAUAUUCCCUUCCCAAAGGUGAAGGCAGUUGUCCAUGACAACGGGGCUACUGUAGUGGCAGCAGCAAACAUUUUAAAGGAGAGACAUGGCUGGGUUUCUGUGAGGUGCUCCGGGCACAUUCUGAACUUCAUUGUACAGAGCACGCUGAAAAACAGUAAAACCAUAACUAAUUGUGUGGCUUCUGCGAGAAGCUUGGUUGAACACUUCAAGAAGAGUGAACUGGCCUGUGCCAAGCUUCAAGAAAUGCAGAAACAAAUGGGAAUGCCACCACUAAUGUUGAUUCGGGACGUAAGUACGAGGUGGAACGGCACCUAUCACAUGCUAUCCAGGCUCCUUGGACAAAGAUGGCCCAUGACUGCAGCUCUGUCUGAUCCUACAGUCAAUUCAAGUGGCAAACACCAUCACCUGGAUCUAAAGCCAGAACAGUGGAACCUCAGUGAGGAGCUGACUCGGGUCCUUGGGCCGUUUGUAAGCGUGACCGAGUUUCUGCAUGGCGAACAGUAUGUUACUCUCUCUUCUCUUCCACAGCUGGUCCACAACCUCAAGAAAGCAGCACUGAGUUCAGCAUUUGAAAGCGCAUCAGUGAAGGAAUUCCAGGCUCAAGUGGCAGAACAGAUUACGGAGCGAUGGCAAGAACUGUUUUUCUUUCAGCCCGAAGCUCCGAACACUGUCCUCCUGGCUGCUGCCUUGGACCCAAGGUUUCGAAAACUGAAGUUCUUGCCCGCCGAAGAUGUGUUCAAGGUUCAAAGUACAAUCCAAUCCAUGGCGCUAGCUUUCAAAAAGGAAGAAAGACAGUCACAAGUAAGUGAAGAUGAAGGCACUGCCACAUCAGAAAGCCGUUUUGCUCCAAAGGAUGGGUCAUUUGCCAACACUAUUCUGGGCUCAUCAUCAGAUUCGGAUGCCAGUGAUGAGGAGCAUGAGGCUCAGCAGCUAAGUCAAGCGGUGCAGAAGGAAGUCUUGCAGUAUUUUGGAGAGCUUCCUCUCUCCAAGAAGGACAAUCCACUGCUUUGGUGGAGAACGAACGAAACACGAUAUCCAACCUUGGCGAAGCUGGCCAAGCCUUUUUUGGGUAUCCCAGCAACACUGACGCCAUCAGAGCGUUUGUUUUUUGCUACUGGGAACAUCGUCUCAAGACGGAGGGCAAGUCUUAGUUCUGAGCAUGUUGAUCUGUUGACUUUUCUCCAUUGUAAUCAUAGACUUUUGUAAAUGCGUCAAAACUCACAACUCCAUCGCUCCCCCUCUCUCUCACACACACACUCACAGCCCUACCGUCGUCUAGGUACCUUUGGAAGUUUGUGGAUUCAGCUACUACCCACAACAAAUAGACGAAUUCAUUUUUAUAUACCCAGCACUGACUCCUGGGGGACACCACAAGCAACACCAAGUUUAUUAGAUAGAUCACCUAUUUUUACAUAGUGUUUGUUCUGUGAAAUAACUAUUUAACCAGUUCCCAACUAUCCCUCUGAUCCCUUAUCUCUCCAAUUUAUUGAGUAAAAGUGAGUGAUUUAUGGUAUCAACUGCCUUUUUUUGGAAAAAUGAAAUAUUCCAACUUCAUGUUUUCUUUUUGUCCAAUGAGUUUGUUACUUCUUCACCUGUUUCAACCAGUGCCAAUGAUGUGGUCCUUUUAGCUCUGAAACUAUACUGGGCUUCAUUUAAUGUACAAUGCUUUACUCGGAAUUUCUCAACAUGAGAAUUGAAGAGCUCUUCAACACUUUUUUUUUAAACUGUGGAAGCAAUAAAAGUGGCCUAUAAUUUGUAAAAUUAUGCGUAUUAUCAUUUAUGUACAACAGAAUUUUUUAAAAUGUUCUUAGGAACGUGGCCUGUUUUGAAUGACAGGUUAGAAGUGUAGAUGAUAGGUUUUGAAAUAUUAAAUAUAACAGUUUUUAUAAAUGACAUCCAUAUCAUAACUGUCAGUUGACCAUUUUCUUUUACUUUUAUGCAUUCUAUAAGUUAUUUCUUGUUCACAAGUUGCGUCAAGAACAUGGACGGGGGAUUACUAUGUACAACACCACCACAUUGAAAGGUAAUAUGAUCUAACAUUUUAGCAGCCAGCUCUGGACCAACAUUCACCCAAAAAAUAUUGAAGCUAUUAAUAGAAUCAGUCAUAUUAAAAUUAGGACCAUGCUCAUCCUCACAGUACUUUGGAAACAUAAACUUGGAUGACCCAUGUUUUAUUAAAGUAUUCAUGUUUUUUCCAGGUU